AUGGCCCCGAAACCCAGCACCUUGUCCGCCGAACAGGUCCGCCAGUUCAAGGAGGUUUUUGAUGUCUUUGACAAGGAUAACACUGGCGACAUCACCGCUAGCGAGCUCGGCAAGGUCAUGCGCGAGCUUGGCCUGAAUCCCAGCGACGAGGAACUCAAGGACCUCAUCAACGAAGCUGAUCUCAACAAGGACGGCGUUAUAUCGUUUGAGGAGUUUCUGGCCCUAAUGUCCAAGGACGUCGGAGAGGUGGACACCGAAGAGGAGCUCAUCAACGCCUUCAAGGUGUUUGACAAGGACGGCAGCGGCACCAUCUCGAGCGAAGAGCUGCGCAACGUCCUCAAGUCGCUGGGCGAGAACCUGACCGACGCCGAGCUCGACGAGAUGGUCAAGCUGGCUGACCGCGACGGCGAUGGGCACAUCGAUUACAAGGAGUUUGCCCACAUCAUGAAAUAG
Messenger RNA from Canariomyces notabilis, 453 nucleotides. RefSeq names its product EF-hand. The transcript is spliced from 6 exons. Gene Ontology annotation, molecular function: calcium ion binding; enzyme regulator activity. Gene Ontology annotation, cellular component: central plaque of spindle pole body. The record is from RefSeq and is a predicted model, not a curated record. NCBI's taxonomy places the organism in Eukaryota, Fungi, Ascomycota, Sordariomycetes, Sordariales, Chaetomiaceae. Gene Ontology annotation, biological process: spindle pole body organization. The coding region runs from base 1 to 453 and encodes 150 amino acids.